UCCACAGACGAUUCGGGGGUCGAAUACUUUCCGAUCUCGCCCACUUUGACACGGAUCCGCGUUCACCGAAAAAACGUCACAGCGCCUGCCUCCUCAACGGCCGCUUUGUCGCCGCAUGAACGAUCGUUCGCCACGAAAAUGGACGUUCGAUCGACCGUCGCGCGAUCGAAGCCUCACAGAGACGCCAGCCUCGCCAAUUCACAGGGUAGAACAGUCUCGAAUGCGAGGCCACCCUCCCCGCCUCGAAGACAGUCUUCCAGAAACAGCAAAACCUUGAAACUGUACGCGUCGAGCGUGUCGAACGUGAAAUACCAAGCCGCAGCCGGCGUCGUUCAGUCGUUCAAGUCCAGGCAUAAACAGUGUUUCGCGGAGGACCUGUCCAACGUUGGAUCGCCGAGGGAACGGUUUUGCAGCAACCUCGACAGGUUCAGGAAGAGCCGUGAAAGCCUCGCGGCUUCCACUUUGUAUCGGGCGUCGUCCAACAGCCGGAUCUCGCCUCUGCCGAAAGUUUCCACGCCGGUGUCCGUCCCGUUCAGCAAGAAGAAGAAGUCGGACUGGUGUCUGUCGCGAAGUUUGCCCGACGCAGCUGCAGCUGCGGAAAGUUUCUCGGCGGAUGCGAACCGAAGUCGUGUCGCCGCCACCUCGAGAACUGGCUACGAAUAUUCGACGAGACGCAGGCUCGAUGAUAAAUCGUUCCCUUCCUCGGCAAAAUCGAAGGUGAAAUCGCACGAGGCCACGAACGGAGUUGGCGGCGCCGCAUCCUCUUUGAAAAAGGCGAACGUUCGGGGUCGUUUGACGAGAAAGGAGCAGGAGGAAUCGUCUAGGAGGCUCGCCAGAUCCUCGGUCGAUUUGUCUUCCGUCGAGAACAGGAAGCAUUUGCAGAGAUACAGAGACAAAAGUCAAGGCAAGGACGUUGAAACGACGGUGCUGCCGUCGGGAACAGUUGUCAAGAGUUCCACGAUGAUGUACUCGUCGGCGUUGAGCAGUGGAAAGCAGAGGAGUUCGCAGGACAAGUCGUUGAAAGUGGUGGUGACAGUGUCGUCGAAGGGGCAGGAGAUUUUAAGAAAACCAAUCGAUUCGACGCCGGCGGCAAAGUCCACGUGUUCCUUAAAAUCCUCCUCCACUGCGUCGUCACCGUCAGUUGCGCGCAGAACGGUGUUGACGGACGUUAAGAAACCGAAGACGAUAGUCAGACAUCCGGAGAAAAUGAGCUCCAGCAGGGAGUUUACGUCUUCCUCGGAGGCAGUCAGCGAAUCGGGCAAGAGGAGGAGACUGCGACCGCAGACUAUCGUCAGGUCUCCCGUGCAAAAGCCAGAAACCAUACGAAUCAAUCCUGAUGCGAAUAGAAAGAAGGUCGAGGCGAGGAGGAAGUCGAAGAAGGAGAAGAACGGAGAUACCGCGAAGACAAAGGGAGCGACCAAUGGACGAAAGACGGACUCCGGGAGCGAGAGUGCGACGAGGAGCAACAUCGAAAACGAGGAGCCGAAUAUCCGGCAGAAGUCUUCCAAACAGUCGUCGACGUUCGACAAACAACCACCGGUGCUAACUGUGGAGGAGAUGAAGAAACAUCACGAGGCAACACGCUCCGACACCUUCUUUCAGAGCCUUUUCUUGAGGCCGAUCUCGAUUGAGGCAGCAUCGAGCGAGAACGUCCCACUCCACGGUAGGUCGAUCGUGAGCGAACGAGCGAGGAUUUACCAAGAAAACAUCCGCGAGGGCAGCAGGUCGGAGCCUUCGUUGAAAUCGUUGAGCAUCUAUCUGGCGCACAAACGUCCAGUGUCGAACUCGAGGUUCAGGAACUGGGAACGAGCGAGUGUAUCAUCGAGAAGUUCAAGCCCGUACGGUGGUGUCAGUUGGCCUGGGAGGUCCGUGUUUCAAAAGGUUAGCAAGUUCGACAGCCUGCUGGGCAUAGAUGACUUCGGAUCGUCGGCCACGUUGCGCAAUCGUAGUCCAGACUCCCUGGCGAUCAGGGAGCGUUUGAAGGAGAGAAGCUCGAGCGAGCCGCCUCUAAAGACACUGUCCGAGUGUUCCGAUUCGAAAGCUCCGUCGUCGCGAACUUCCUCACCAUCCCCGAUCAGAUCGCCAGCCUGCAGACGCAUUCGCGCGUUGAAGCAAGAGAGAUCGGACGUCCCUGGCGCGACAACCAUCGUGAGAAAGGUCCGAGCCAGAAGCGCCGGAGAGGCCGAGGAACUGCAAACAGCCAGAUCCAAGUUUGGCGGAUCGAAUUUGUCGUUGACCAGGAGCACCAACUCUCUGUGCGCGUCGUCCGUCGAUCGGGAGGAGUAUCAUCGGCACGUGCUCGAAAGAUUGCACGAGAGAAGUAGGUCGGAAAGGUACAGGGAGCUGCAGGACUUCUACUCGAGCUUGGAAAGACUGGGCGAGCUGGAGAGAACGUUCUCCUCCGGCGAUUUGAGACCGAGAAUGAGAAACGAGGAGAUCAUAGACUACGACAGGUGGAAGAAGAUCAGGUCGCAAGAGAAAGCCGAGGUGGAGUUCAGUGCCCUUUACGGGAAGCUGAAGGCUGUUCAGAAGGACAAGGACUUGUUGUUCAGUACCAGGGACGUCGCCAAGUUCAAAUGGCACGGUGACUGCAGUUUGAGGUGCAAGGAAAGAUCCGUCGAGAAUAUUAUUCAACAAUUCAAGAAGCUUCAGUUCGAGGAGAGCGAGCUGGAAUCCUCGAGGAGGAGAGAGAUCUCCGCGAGGAAAGACACGUACAAGCCGCUUUGGCGUGGCACCUCUGUGAUAAACGUGGCGAGCACGAUGCAGAAAAAGGUGAACGAUCUCACUCAGAGCGAGAGACACGCGGAUCAUUUGGAUGAACCGUCUCUGCAGAGAAGCCUCGGCGGCAGUAAGAAGUUUUGGAGCAGUUUGUCCAUCGAACAGGUGGCCACGUUGAAGAAACAGCUGAACGAGAUCUACGGCAGUGACAAUUUGCAAAGGCCUACGCCGUCCUCGACGACUUCGAGGACCAAUGCCGAUGCCAGCGAGCAACGACGAGAGAGAACAGAGAGAGCCGACAAGCAGGACUCUCUGUCGAAGUACGAAAUCGUCGUUCCGCCUGAAGUCAUCGACUCGACCGACGAUGGAAAGGGUCUUCACGUACGAUGUCACUCCAUGAUCACGUCGGACGUGUCGCCAGGCGAUCCGAAGACGCUGUCCGAUCGUUCGGAAACGAUGUUGAAGAGGAGCGGCUCGAUCAGCCAGGGGGAAAGCGUGGAAAAGUUCGAUUCCGUGGACAGGACUGUACACGGUGUUCCUUUGCCCAUGAGCGAGUUGGAGAAGAAGAGACUGUCGGUGACGCUUGGAAAGGAAGUUCUGGACAAAGUUUCGCGGAGGAGGCUGUCGGUGCCUCUGGCACCGCGCGAGACUCGAGGCAGCAUAGCAGCCGCGCUAGCUGCCAAGAAGAUUCCUAAAGUGACUCGUUCCUCGACUGCGCCGAGCGUAGCCGGCACGUCGCCGAGAAGCGUUAGUUACUCCCUGGAACCUUCGUCAAACGUCGAGGAUUUAUCGAGGACAGGCUCGAGGGUCAAAGAAGAGAAGAACGACUUCCUGUUGGUUCUGACGCCGAGCAACAAGAGUCCAUCCGACAGGCAGCGGGUGGAGAACGUUUUGGAGGAAUGGUCGAAGAAAUCUCCUCUCCUGGCGAUCGCUGUGCCCGACUCGUCAGCGCGUCAGUCGAAGAUCCUCGGCCCGAAUUCUGGCAGCGAGAGAGACAGCACGACGGGGAGCUCGGAGACCUCCGUUAGAACGGUCAUUCAACGAAACGCUGAGUCUCAGGAUGUUCCGACGAAGAUCGAAUUCUUCGAGAACGUCGACAAAAUGGAGGCCGGCCGGAAUAGUGGAAACAGAGAGCAAGCAAAAACGAAAGGAAAAGCAAAAGCAAAAGCAAAACCGGGAAGAUUGUGCUCGUCCCAGAGUUUCGCAGACUUGAGAGAAUUGUUCGGUGAGACAGAGUCGGCGAGGUACACGACGUUCGCUUCGUCGGGGUACAGAACACGCUCGGCCUCCCCGAAAGUGUCGAUCGGCAAGUGGAGUGGAGACAGCCCUGCACGGGAAGUGGACACGCGGCUCGCGCUCCUCCGCUCCUGUUCACGCGACCGUGAACACGAUAGGCCUCGCAGUGUCAGUCCGUGUCGCGCGACCACGCGAUCGAAUUCAUCGUGCAGCCUCGAGAGCAUCUGGUUGCGUAGUUCGUCGCCGGAUCCGGACAGAUACUGGCGCGCCUAUUUGAAGCUCGUGAGAAACGGGACGGUUCGACGACUGAGAGCCAGAUUCGAGAGCGCGGAGGACCUACGGACGAGAGUGGGCCCAGCGCCGAAACGCUUUCAAUCGGAUCCGGAACUGGCGAGGUGCCUUUUGAGAAAAGUGGAUGAGGGUAAGCUGAAGCCUCACGAGUUCGCGGACGUGGCCUGGCUGCGUCGCAAGUACGAGUGCCCCGCUCGUAGAGGAAGAGCUCGCCGGAGGGGAGGCUCGCCGCCGAUUCCGCGCGUUCCUCUGAGACGGGAGGACUUGUCCAUGCCUCACAUCGACGUUAUCAGCAAGACAGCCGAGCUGAAGGAUUCUUCGGCUGGUGCAUCGAACACCAUGACCAACGCUGUGGCCAGGAGGGCUGAGACCAAGGAGCUAGAGGCGAGGAAACCGGUCGGACGUAUGAGAAAAAAGUUCGAGAAGUUUGCUGGCCAGAAAACUUCGAUCCUCGGCGAGAUGUUCACCUCGUCGCCCGAUAUACACGAGCUGAGAGACAUUGCGCCUUAUCUGGCUGGCCGAUGGGUGGCGCACAGGUUUCCCAGUCGGCGAGAUAACAUGCGCUCGUUGUCGUCGCCGCCCGAUCUGGCUGGCAGGCGAUCCUCCCCUAAAACUGGAACGAAUGCCGCGUGCACUGGAACACAGAUCGAUAGCGGUGGCAAAGUGGCUGGCAAAGUACGCGGCUCGACGAGGAGUCCGUCGUCGAUCUUGAAGCAGUCGGACGGUUUCGCCAAUCAGCCGUUCGACCCUGACAAACACAGGCCGAGAUUUAGGUAUCAACCACCGCCGCCGCCACCUUCGCCGACCACUCGACGAAAAGCCGCCUCUUGGUGGUCGCCGAUUCCCAUCUACACCGCUCGACCUACCGUCACGUUCGAAGGUCUGAAUUUUCAUAACUGUUAAAAAAACAACAAACUAUUCCUCCUUAGAGAUGUCACGCUUGCGGACUUACGAUUAUCACGGUGCGUUUCGUUCGGUCGAUCGGAAGUGUCGUGUUUGUUGGUUUCGUCGCCAGGCGAAUUAUCUUUCUUUUUCAUUCGCUUUGGAAAACGCUGUUUGGAAAUUGGCGUGGAUCAUUUUGUUAUAGCGAGAGUUAUAAAGUUGUUUCGUUGAGUAGAGAGAGUAGUGUAAUUGUUGCACGAUGAUUUUCCCUUGGAAGGGAUUUUAUUUUGAUCUCGUUGGAUUUUGUUGGAGAUGUUAGAGUUUCUUGUUCUCCGAUAUUCGCGAAUAUAGAGAGAUUUGUGAAAUUUAGUAUAAAUGUUGGUUUGGGAUAGUUUGAAGAUCUUCAGUUUGCUGCAAUAAACAUUUCAAAAA
Frieseomelitta varia is the source of this 5559-nucleotide messenger RNA. RefSeq lists its product as uncharacterized. The transcript has a single exon. Bases 139 to 5148 code for a protein of 1669 amino acids. Lineage: Eukaryota; Metazoa; Arthropoda; Insecta; Hymenoptera; Apidae. The record is from RefSeq and is a predicted model, not a curated record.